Messenger RNA from Diversispora eburnea, 2316 nucleotides. The record is from the annotation of a GenBank genome assembly. Lineage: Eukaryota; Fungi; Glomeromycota; Glomeromycetes; Diversisporales; Diversisporaceae.
AUGGCUCACGAACAAUCACAAUCUAACAACUCCCGUAAAUCACCAGGAACGUCUAAAAUGGAAUUUUCAAAUCAAACUCAACAAACUGUUCAACCAACGGAAGUUAAUGGUACUCAAAAAUAUCAAAUAUCUAAUAAAGAUUGGGAUUCGUCACAUCAAGUACAACGUGGCACUCAAGGAAUCAAUGUUAAUAAUAUGAAUAUAGUAUCAAAUCUAAAUAAUUCUCAAGGUUUUGGUAAUGAAAGUUUCGUUACGACACCAUCAAAAAGAAUUGGAAAUACUGAUUUGGGAACCACGACAGGGUUUCAAAAUGCUUGUAAUAUUGGACAAUUUGUAGUUAAAAUGCCACCAGGUUUUAACGGAAAUUAUGAAACUCCGUAUCUAGAUCCUACGAUUAAAAAUUCACUUUCUGCGUUUGCUGAAGAUGAUGAUCAUGAUUGGGAGAAAGUAAUGCGUACUCCUGGACUUGAAGAUUCACCAAAGGAAUCCAUUGUCUAUAAACCUCUACGAUCAACACAAAGUUAUAACGGUGGAAUAUUUGGACCCAAUAUUCGAAGAUCUUCUACAAUAAAUAAUGUUCAAAGUAAUGGAGGUCCUUUAGAUUAUUAUGAUCCUUCUAAUUCUGCUGCUGGAUCAAUUACACCUACAUCUCCAACGACUUCAACAUUUCGUCUUCCAUCUUGGAGCACAUCUGUAGCAUCAGAAGGACUACAACGUCGUAGAUUAGAUGGAAAUGGUGAUGUAGUACCAGAUGAUGUUAUUUCUGGAAGUAUGGCUUUAUAUGAUCCAAGUAAUGAUGAUAUUAUACUUCCACAACGUGAUACGGGAAAAUUCACUUCAGGAAAUGAAAAAAAGGACUUUGGACAUGAAUUAAAAUUAGACAUUCGUGGUCUUCAGGCACCAAUUAUGACUGCUCCUCCUGGAUUGGAAGGAUAUCGUAGUCCGACUUCACCACUACAAGGUGGUAUAAUUACAUCUCCAUCACUUAAUGCGGAUCACAUCGAUCAAUAUUUUAGUCCAACAUUGGCAGGUCUCACCUCGCCGACGAUAACUAAUGUAAAUGUAGUAAAUCAAAACAUUAUACUAACAGGUGUUCGAGAUGAUCUUACAGGAAAUACUUCGUCGACAAAUCAAUCUAUGGCUGAAUUAACAAAUACAUUGAACAAUAUGAAUAUUAUUAGUGGAGUAAAUGGCUCUGAAAUAGGUAAAGUAACUUCCCCUGAUCUUUCAAAUGUUCAAGUAUCGGGAUCUUCGGGGGCACCUAAACAGCAAUUAUCAUGGGCAGCAAUUGCCAAAACCGCUCCCAAGCCCCCUCCAGUCAAUACUUCCCCUGAGGUAUUAGGUACGGUUGCUGGUGCAUAUAGUGCUGCUAUUUCACCGACCUCCACUAUUUCACCUACCUCGUCAUAUGCAGCCCGUCCAAUGUCUGCGCCUACCGGUGCAUGGGUUGGUAAAACCAAAAUCAUCGGAACUCCCUCAAGUAAUGGAAUGAACAAUAUUUUUGCUACUCCGCCACCAAAUCCCGGGCUCGUGACACCAACUGGUAUGAGUUCUAUUCCCAUUUCCACAGCUCAAAGUGUAUCGAAGAAAGAUAUGCUCGCAUGGAUUGCUGCAAAAGGUUAUAAUCCUAAAAAUUUUAAUGGCAAACCGAUACAUGCAAGAUUCUUUGUUAUAAAAUCUUAUACAGAAGAUGAUGUGCAUAAAUCAUUAAAGUAUGAUAUUUGGGCUAGUACUGAAAUCGGAAAUCGUCGUUUGGAUAAGGCAUUUCGUGAAAGUGCUGAUAAAGGACCAAUUUAUUUAUUUUUUAGUGUAAAUGCUAGCGGACAUUUUUGUGGUAUGGCACAAAUGCUUACACCGGUAGAUUAUACUACCAGUAGUAGUGUUUGGGCACAAGAUAAAUGGAAAGGUGUAUUUAAAGUUAAAUGGAUAUUUGUAAAAGAUAUUCCUAAUGGACAAUUAAGACAUAUUCGAGUUGUGAAUAAUGAAAACAAACCAGUCACGAAUAGUCGCGAUACUCAAGAACUUUUUCCUGAACCAGGUCGUGAAAUGUUAAAAAUCUUUUUCGAAUAUCGAAGUAAAACUUCUAUACUUGAUGAUUUCGAAUUUUAUGAUAAACGUCAAGUUGAAAUGAGGAAAGAUGGUAUCGCACCAUUGGUAGGACCAACAAGUCCUGGAGUAGUGACUACUAAUCCUUAUGCUAAUCUUACACCUUUACCGGGAACAAGUUCAAAUACAAAUACAAACAUUGGAACAAUAGUUAAAGGUAAUAAUGGGAAUGGUAGUGUUGACAAUCAUAAUGAUGAUUCAGAUAAUUAA